Molecule: messenger RNA, 2964 nt
Organism: Eleginops maclovinus (Patagonian blennie)
Lineage: Eukaryota; Metazoa; Chordata; Actinopteri; Perciformes; Eleginopidae
Gene: cerkl
Product: ceramide kinase-like
Biological process (GO): phosphorylation; sphingolipid metabolic process
Molecular function (GO): lipid kinase activity
Source: RefSeq, a predicted model, not a curated record
UCCCGCUUGGACGAAGGAUAGAAGCGGGAGCGCGCACGGACGUUAAUUUGACACUGGUGGAUCUGCCGCGUGUCUGAAAAAGCGGCUCCCCGUCUCCAUAGCGACGACACCCCGGAAAUACAACAUCAGAGUUGAGCAGUUCACCGUAUGUUUUUCUGCCGCUUUGUUUUUCAACAACAAACAAACUCAUAAGUUAUUGUGUUUGUUUGAUCGUUCGACGAUCGAUCCGAUAAACAUGUCUGAGUCUGAGGAGGACCUCCAGAGAGAGCAGAGAGAAAGCACGAAGAAGAAGAAGGGGGGGGAAAAGCGUAAGAAGAAGAAAAAGAAGAAGAAGAAGGAGGAGGAGGAGGAGGAGUGUAAAGAAGAGGAAGAAGAGGAGCAGCACGUUAAGGAGGAUGAGAAGCACAGUGAGUGUGUUUUGCUGCGUGGGAUCUUCAAACUUGGGAAGAAGAGUCACGACGUGUUGCUAUCCCGAACCAAGCUGACGUGGAUCCCCAUCGUCCCGGAGAACCCAACCGGUGAGGCGUGCGUCCCGCAGCCAGGUGUGCUACUGCUGCGGGAUGUGUAUGCAGUGAAGGUGAAGCGGCGGCGGGCAGCAGGACAGCAGUCGGGGGGAGCCGUGCUUGGCGUGGCUCUGUUCUGCUGCAGGAGGAAAGGGAGGCUGCUCGAGGCGGAUACGCUGCACCUCCACAACGCCUCCACAGAACACACGCACACAUGGUACAACACCCUGAAGGAUCUGAUCACAGGGCCCAGCAGUCGUCCAAGGUAUCUAAAGGUGUUCAUCAACCCCAGCAGCCACAAGAAGGAGGCCGUUCACAUCUACAGAGAACACGUGGCUCCGCUCUUCAAGAUGGCUGACGUCCGCACUGACAUCACCGUGACGGAGAGGAAGGGUCAUGCUCUCUCAGUGAUGAAGGAAUGCAAGCUGGAUGGAUAUGAUGGGGUGGUGUGUGUUGGUGGGGACGGGUCGGUGGCGGAGCUGUGUCACGCUCUGGUCGUCAGAGCUCAGCUGGAUGCUGGAUCACCAGAGAAACCAGUGACAGCAGUGCUGCCUCUUGGAAUCAUUCCUGCUGGUUCUACAGACGUGGUUUCCUGUUCUGUUCAUGGUGUCAGAGAUCCAGUCACUGCAGCCCUGCACAUUGUCCUCGGUCACUUGCAGCAGGUGGACAUGUGCAGCUUCUCGUCUCUCGGUCAGUCGGUGCAUUUCGGUUUUUCCGCCAUGUUUGGUUUUGGUGGACAGUGCUUAGCGCGGGCGGAGAAGAAGAGGUGGAUGUCCUCAUCGCGGAGACGAGAGUACGCCCUGGUGAAGACGCUGGCUAGGCUGAGACCAGAGGACUGUCAGUUGUCCUUUCUACCAGCGAAGAAGUCAAUCAGAGACAAGGAGCCAGAUUCAGAAGUGGAUGAGUCCUGGAUGACCAAUCAGGGCUUGUAUCUGAGCAUCAGCAUCAUGUCCGUCCCCUGUUUGAGCCCACACACACCUCGAGGUCUGGCUCCUAACACCAGUUUGGCAAAUGGGAGCGCAGCAUUGAUCGCAGUCGGAAACACUUCCAGGUCAGAGUUCAUCAAACACCUGAAGAGAUACAGCAGCUCGAGUGGACAGUUUAGCUUCUCAUUCGUGGAGACGCAUGACGUGUCCGCAGUAAGGAUCCGCCCUCGGUCGCUGGUGGCCUGGCCGGAGGAGGAGAGUGAAGAAGAGGGUGAGUCCAAAACCUCACCAAUCAUCCAAUCAGAGGCAGCAGCCUUCCCCUGGAACAUCGAUGGAGAGUUGAUGGAGAUCGCUAACGAAGUGCUCGUCAGGGUCCACCCGCGGCUCAUCACUCUGUACGGGGAGGAGGUGGACGAGUCCGAGUCGACCGUCUCCUGCAGCUGCAUUUGAGUCCACAAGAGGGGACAAAGACACAUUGCCAUGGUAACAACAAUGACUCCACAGUGCCCUCCUGGGUCGUUUCCAUCGCGAUGUGAACUAACGUAGAAAGUUUUAUCAAAGUAGCAUCAGAGCUUUGCAGCUGCCUGUUUACGUCAUGUUAAAGCUGUAUUGAUUGGUCUUAAUUUUAUUUGAUUACUGCAGCUUUAAUAACGUCACUUUUUAAGCUCAUUUUAACUACGUGUGCUUUAUGAGGUCUAAACCUGACUGAUGAGGAUAACCAUUGUUUUAUUUUCAUUUAAAUUAACGUCUACAUUUUGGAAGAUUUUACUAACAAGCUCUUCUCAGAUGGCUAUAAUUUACCAAUGCCUAUUUUUAUAUUAUCUAUUUUCAUUUUGUUUUACCUUUCCAGUUUUGGGUUCUGCUGCAGAGAAUAUAUGCAAAGUUAAAAUGAUUGAAAAAAAUAUAACGUUUGUGUUAAAUGUUGACUUUUUGUAGCUUUUUGUACAGAUGAGCAGAACCAGCCCUAGGUGUCCAAAGACUGUAAUAUUUGAAUAUGACCUUUUUAUUACAUUAUUUUGAUAAAGCAGUCUUUUUUUUAGAGUAACAGAUGAAAACUAUACAAGUUGUUUAAAUAGAAAACCCUUCAUUUUAAUAGAAAAGUGUUGCUAAAAGCAGUGAGACUCCAGUGCAGAACAACUUUACAUAAACAAAAACAUACUCAUAAUUAAAAUAGUAAGAUAUUUCUGUGUGAUGUGCAUUUGUAUUAAAUAAACAUAAUGGAAGGAAGCGGCUGGCCUGAUUAUCAAACAUUUCUUCAAGUAGUCAUUCAACAUUCAACCCUGUGGCUCCCCGGGUUUAUGCUGCAUAUUCACAAAGAUAGUUUAGCUUGCAUCAAAAAGCAGUUUGCCAAAAAAAUAUUAUUUAAUUUCUCACAUACUUAUCUUUGAGUAUCCUAAAAAGCGCUCUAUAAUUUAAAUGUGUCAGAAUAAAGGGGAGGUCUUUGUGACUUGCACUGGCUGGUCACAACCCGAGAGCAAACCCACCAAUCAUGCAACUCGAAAACGAAAUAUCUGAAGUAGUAUUGAAUAUCACUC